UCUCAGUCUUCUUCGGGACUCUGGCUCUGGUCCUGGUCCUGGCUGUGGCUCUGGUCCGUGCUGGUCCUGGUCUGACCCGGGUUAUCUCUGGUCCUGGUCUGACCCGGGUUAACUCUGGUCCUGGUCUGACCCGGGUUAACUCUGGUCCUGGUGUCGGUGCUCAGUUAGCCGUUAGCUCUCUGCUAGCAGAGCUCAGGCAUGUUUGCGUCCUGCUGUAACUGGUUGUGUUUGGACUCUGGUGUUGAUGUGGAUCCGUCUGGUGGAGCCGAGCGGCGCCAUCAGUCCUACACCAACUCAGGCUUCAACAGUCAGCCGUCUCCUCCUCCAGCUGAACUCACCUGUAAGGCCUGCGGGGGGCGCCUCGACACACCUGCCAAGAAGCAUGUGUGUGUGGACUGUAAGAAGGACUACUGCAGCCGUUGCUCCGCCCAGCUGGAGCCCCGCCCCCGCCUCUGUCACACCUGUCAGCGUUUCUACGGCAACCUGCUGGAGCGGGCGGAGCUGAUGAAGCUGAAAGUGAAGGAGCUGCGGGACUACCUGCACCUGCAUGAGGUGUCCACUCACCUGUGCAGAGAGAAGGAGGAGCUGGUGGAGCUGGUCAUCGGGCAGCAGUCCUCCCCGUCCGACGAGUGCCCGGAGACCCUGACCCCUGACCCCCCCUCUGUGGCCUCUGAGCCCCCUGACCUCACCCCUCGCAUCCACAUCUUGACUCCUGAGUCACCCGACGCCCCCCGACCCCCCGCUGAGCCACCUGAGGCCCCGGCACCGCCCACAGAGACCUCCCCCGCCGAGCCCGAGGUUCAGGAUGAAGACCAGAACUCGGACCCGGAGGAGGCCCCGGAGGAGGCCCCGGUCUCGGGCCGCCGGGCCUCUCUGUCGGACCUCAGCUGUCUGGACGACAUCGAGGAGCUCAGCGUCCGACAGCUGAAGGAAAUCCUCGCCAGGAACUUUGUCAACUACAAAGGCUGCUGUGAGAAGUGGGAGCUGAUGGAGAGAGUGAACCGGCUGUACCAGGACCAGCAGAACCUACUGGCCGCCAACGCUGUGAACGCCUCAGAGUCCGGCGGCGGUGGAGGAUCUGCAGGUCAGGAGGACAACCUCUGUAAGAUCUGUAUGGACUGUCCCAUCGACUGUGUUCUGCUGGAGUGUGGUCACAUGAUCACCUGCACCAAGUGUGGCAAACGGAUGAGCGAGUGUCCCAUCUGCCGCCAGUACGUCGUCCGAGCCGUCCACGUCUUCCGGUCCUGAGCUGGCAACCCUGACCUGAGCCCAGGAUCGUCAUCAAAGGAACAAACUGCAAAUAAA
This is a messenger RNA of Anoplopoma fimbria (sablefish), 1305 nucleotides long. It is a transcript of the gene rffl, whose product is annotated as ring finger and FYVE-like domain containing E3 ubiquitin protein ligase. The record is from RefSeq and is a predicted model, not a curated record. Gene Ontology annotation, cellular component: plasma membrane; cytoplasm. Gene Ontology annotation, biological process: protein K48-linked ubiquitination; negative regulation of extrinsic apoptotic signaling pathway via death domain receptors; proteasome-mediated ubiquitin-dependent protein catabolic process. Lineage: Eukaryota; Metazoa; Chordata; Actinopteri; Perciformes; Anoplopomatidae. Gene Ontology annotation, molecular function: ubiquitin protein ligase activity.